Scatophagus argus is the source of this 4408-nucleotide messenger RNA. RefSeq names its product WD repeat-containing protein 37-like. Gene Ontology annotation, cellular component: preribosome, large subunit precursor. Lineage: Eukaryota; Metazoa; Chordata; Actinopteri; Scatophagidae. The record is from RefSeq and is a predicted model, not a curated record. The transcript has 15 exons. Bases 509 to 2095 code for a protein of 528 amino acids. Gene Ontology annotation, molecular function: protein binding.
GCGACAGCCCAUUGGAUAAUAAAGUGCAAACACAAACCAUGUGAUGCGGAAGUCACUACACCAGGAGAGUGCGUGAUGUGUCAAAAUUUGGAUUAAAAUUUUGACACUUGUGAAACCAUAACGUGUCAUUACUGUCCACUGUCGAAGGCAUACGCCGACAACAUGUUAAAAAUUACUAACUGACAGGGAUAUCUAUUUUCAUAUCGAGUUAGGAAGGGACUAGACCUCCAAGAGGUGGCUGUGGUUUGUAGAAACGUUAGUUGCCGCAUUGAAGCUGAUAAGCUAUGUGGCAGCUAGUUUGCGCUAGCGCGUAACGUUAGCCGAUUUCUUUUCUAGACCUCCAUCCUAACCAAGUAUGAAUUAAUGUGGCAGUGGCAGUGACAGUGGCAGGUGGUGACAACAGACCAGCCUAAUCCAACCACUGUACAACUAGCAGCCUGGCCUUUGUUUACCUGUUAAGGUAAGAGGUGAGCAGGCGGGGGGCAGGGCCACCCACGAGGUAGGAGGGAUGCCUGUGGAGGGCGGAAGCGGCAGCGGCUCUGCUUUAGCUGCCCGUCACCCCAAGCAGAAGCGCAAGGCUCACAGUUUAUCUAUCCGGCGCACCAACAGUACAGAGGAGAGGCCACCAGGCAUCCUGAGAGGAGACAUGCUGGAGGGACAGGACUCCAAGCUGCCCCUGUCCUUACGGAACAAUCUCCUUGACCUUUUUGGCCAGAUUGAGCGCGAGUUUGAAAAUCUCUACAUUGAAAACAUUGAAUUACGCCGGGAAAUCGACUCUCUGAAUGAGCGUCUGACCGGAGAUGGGCAGGCUAUUGAAGGAGGAGACCCGACCAAAGGAGCUCUUAAAACAAAAGCCAGCCACAGCACCAGUCAACUGUCACAGAAGCUGAAGACGACCUACAAAGCCUCCACCAGCAAGCGCUUGUACACUUUCCACGGCAAAAUAGGUGGACCUCGCAACUUCAGUGUGGCCACAUGGGAGUUGUGGGGAGGAGAUUCAUGGAUUGUGUCCAGUUUUAAAGCUACCACAGGCUCCAGGGCUCUGUGUCAGCUGCUCAAGGAGUACAUGGGCCACCGGGAUGGGAUCUGGGAUCUCAGCGUCACCCGUACUCAGCCAGUGGUCCUGGGCACUGCCUCUGCAGAUCACUCAGCUCUGCUGUGGAGUAUAGAGACUGGAAAAUGUCUGCUGAGGUAUGCUGGCCAUGCAGGAUCAGUCAACUCCAUCAAGUUCCACCCCACAGAGCAGAUGGCCCUCACAGCCUCUGGGGACCAGACAGCUCACAUCUGGCGCUACAUGGUGCAGCUUCCUGCCCCCCAGCCACCACCAGAUGUCAGUGCUCCAUGUGAUGACGAUCAGGACUCAUCAGACAGAGAAGAAGGGGAGGUGGAUGGCGAGGGCCCUUUUGAGGUUCCAACCGUCCGGGUCGCUACAGCAACUCUGAAGAGCCACCAGGGUGUGGUCAUUGCAGCUGAUUGGUUGGUGGGAGGCCGCCAGGUGGUGACAGCUUCCUGGGAUCGUGCUGCCAACCUGUAUGAGGUAGAGACGUCUGAACUGGUUCACACCCUCACUGGGCACGACCAGGAGCUCACCCACUGCUGCACCCACCCCACCCAGCGCCUGGUGGUCACUUCAUCCAGAGACACCACCUUCAGACUGUGGGACUUCAGAGACCCGUCCAUUCACUCUGUCAACGUCUUCCAGGGACACACUGACACGGUGACGUCAGCAGUGUUCACAGUGGGCGACAACGUGGUUUCGGGGAGUGACGACCGCACCGUCAAGGUGUGGGAUUUGAAGAACAUGAGGUCGCCUAUAGCAACCAUCCGCACUGACUCAGCUGUGAACAGGAUCAGCGUCUCUGCCAACCAGAGGAUCAUCGCUCUGCCACACGAUAACCGACAGGUCCGACUGUUCGACAUGAGCGGAGUGAGGCUGGCCAGACUUCCACGCAGCAACAGGAUGGGUCACAGGCGAAUGGUGUGUUGUACGGCGUGGAAUGAAGAGAACCAGUCGUGCAACCUGUUCACCUGUGGCUUCGACCGACAGGCCAUCGGCUGGAACAUCAACAUCCCCGCCCUGCUGCAGGAGAAGUGACGCCACUGAUACACACACACACACAGCAGAAACACGCAGUAGAGUCGGAGGCGGAGCACAUAAACACUGUAAUCUGUGGCCUCGCACAUGCUCGUAUGUCGCACGUGUUUACCCUGUGAAGCAUUUUAGUCGUCAUGUAUUUCUCUGAACUCCAGCUGCUGAGAUAUGUGAUUAAAAAAAAAAAUAAACAUUGUUCAUUAUCACGGUCACUUUAGUAUAGUGCAGCUAUUAACACUGAUUGAUAAGAGUAUAAUCCCCUGAUGUAUCACUCUGUCACCUCGACUGCAGUUCCAACCUGCCAAAACAUCUCCUGAUGCAGUUCCAACAUUUUAAAGUGUGUACGAGGCCACAGAUCUGACCCUCCUGUAUUUGACCCCUUCAUAUAUUUAGCAUGACUUGUGAAUCGUGACACGGUUAGACUGAUCCUUUCAUUCCUAGCCUUUUCUGUUUUAAGGUAUAAAAGUAUAUAUUUCACUCCACAGUCACGGGCUGCUGUUCACAUCACUGUUGUUUAGUUUAACUGCUGAAUGGUUGCUCUUGCAUGUAGAUAAAACCUGUUUUGCGAUUGUUACCUGUAAAGUUGAGAGAGAACAAGUACAAGGCCUGGACAGUUUGUAGAAUACAAUAUGGAGACAUUAUGUACAUAUUAUGUGGUGGCCUCAUUAAGUGACCUGAGUUGCAGGUUGUUGCUAUUUCAUGGAUUAAGUGUCUUUACAGUAAUCUACCUUUUGAGGCUGGAGUUUGGCAGAGAUAACGUGGUUCUGUGAAAUGUUUUUACCCUUUUAGUCAGACUUUGAUUAUUUCUUAUCAUGGAACAAAACAUAUCAUAUCGAGGCCUGCCAGAUUCCCCGUGCAGCGUGCAAUGCUGUUGGGUCAUUCAGUUGUCUUAAAAUGUUUCUGAUGUGCUGUCCUGUGUCAAAGCUUUCACUCAUUGAGUUUCUGAUGAGUCCUUGCCUGUUACCUUUGAUGCUUCCAGUUCACAGUUAGCCUCCGUAUUUCCAGACUGAUGCUGUAACUCUGCCUUGUUCCAUGUUUACAGUAGGAUUUCAUUUUUAAAAUAUUUUGCCGCUCUGUCAGAAUGUGUUGAGAGCAUAGCAAUAAGGGGAAAACGACUGCACUUCUGUUGUUCACCAAUCUUUUGUAGGUCUGUGAACGUGUUCAACAUUAUCAUAAUCUAAUAUUUCCUAUAAGUUACAGGUUUAGCUGUCGUUACUUUUAGCUAUAAUAUGCGCCGUAUUUAUUUGCGUCAGUGAACUGCAGACCCAUCCUCUUCAGCCUGUUGCCAGCUCAGAGCCCUGUGUUGCUGUAUUGUGUCAUUCCCAAGUGAACUUGUUGGUUACUGGUUAUUUCUGUGCUUCAGUAACAGCCUGUCAGUAUGAAGUUAUAGUUUUUGCACUUUGCAUUUGAACCCUUAGCCUUGUAUUACCUUUUGCACCUUUUGCUGUAGAUGCCACUUUUCAGUCCAUGAGAGGCACUCUUUAUCCCAAAUACAGAAGCAAUAACCCAACUCCUCUAUGUUUGUGGUGCUCAGAGUGAAGCCCAUUUCUGUCUUGGAAAUCAGUAAAUAUAACUUGAAAUACGCACUGAAUCUCAGUUUGAGAAUUACAACUAAUAUUGGGCCUUUGUUACACUCGUGCAAUAUCCUAAACAUGAGGUAAUGCUGUCAUUUCUGUCUUCAGACGUUCAGCUGAUUUCAGUGCUGUAAAUCCCACAAAAUCUUAAUGUACUUGUGUGACUGGAGUACAUGUAGCUUGAUGUACAUGGGUAUGCAUAACUUGGCCAAAAGUUAGGCUACACACUUAACUGCUGUUUCUACCAACAACAGAGUCGGAAUAGAUUUUGAAGUAGCAUGAAUCUAAAAAUGUCAUAAGCCUAUUAAAAUGCCUUACCAUUGCAUUGAAAAUGGUGCAUUAGCCUUAUCCAUCUGAGCAUCAGUGCACUUUUCCAAAUGCUUGUUAAAUAACUAAUUGUGUUCUACAGCACAGUGCAGAUAGGAUUUUUAUUCCCGUUUCAUUCAGGGAACCCAAUCUCGCGCCCACUGAUAUCAAUGUCAUUUUAAUUUGCAGGUAGAAAGGCAAGUCUGAUUUUACCCCACAUGAAUUCUGACUGGGGAGGAAAUAUGAUUUUGGAUUGAUAAAUUAAAUUACUGCGUACCAGAUUGGAGGGGUAAAAAAAGUGGAGAGGCUUCGCUUCAUUGUAGCGAGUCAUAUUCACCUUAAACUUCAUUAUGUGAUCUACUUUGCAUACUUUAUUGUGAUGGGUAUGUGCUCUCUGACACUUUCCAAUAAAAAUGUGUGAUUUCCUUUUACAGUC